GAUCCAUCCUCAUCGUCGCCCAUCGCAUCAUCGCCCAUCGCAUCGCCCACCGAUCCUCCCCUCGCCCACCCCUGUCGCCCUCCAUCUGUCCGUCUGCCAGCCCGUCGCCAUGAGCUACUAUCCCCCGCAGCUCCAGCAGGCCCAGCAGCAAGGCAUGUACUCGAACCCGAUGAACCCGCCUGCGCUCUUCAACCUGCAAUCGCAGCAGCCGCUCCAUCCCUCGAACCCACAGGCGUACAACCCCCAGCAGCAGCAGCUGAGCCUGCAGCACCAGCUCUUGCACCAGCAGCACCAACAACAGCAACAACAGCAACAGCAACAGCAGCAGCAACAGCAACAACAACAACAGCAGCAGCAGCAGCAGGCCCAGUACGACGACGAAAAGAUCUACGAGCUAAUCCUGGCCCUCACCAACCCGGCGACCCGCGAAAAUGCCCUGCUGAAGCUCAGCAAGCGCAGAGAGGCCUACGACAACCUGGCUCCGAUUCUGUGGCACUCGUUUGGCAUCAUGGCGGCGCUGCUCCAGGAAAUUGUCUCGGUCUAUCCAAUGCUCUCCCCGCCAACUCUGACCGGCCAGGCCUCCAAUCGAGUCUGCAACGCCUUGGCCCUGCUGCAAUGCGUCGCGAGCCACAACGAGACCCGGGGGCUCUUCCUGAACGCGCAUAUCCCUCUGUUCCUCUACCCGUACCUCAACACCCAGAGCAGAACCCGUCCGUUUGAAUACCUCCGCUUGACCAGCCUGGGCGUCAUCGGUGCUCUGGUCAAGAACGACAACAGCGAAGUCAUACAGUUCCUGCUUUCGACCGAAAUCAUCCCCCUCUGUCUGCGGAUCAUGGAAACUGGCAGUGAGCUGUCCAAGACGGUCGCCAUCUUUAUUGUCCAAAAGAUUCUGCACGAUGAAAUGGGUCUGAGCUACAUCUGCCAAACCUACGAUCGCUUCUUUGCCGUCAGCACGGUGCUCUCCAACAUGGUCAGCCAGUUGAGCGACAUGGAGUCGGCUCGUCUGCUGAAGCAUAUCAUCCGCUGCUACAUGCGACUGUCGGACAACCCGCGCGCACGCGAGGCCCUCCGCCAGUGCCUCCCAGAUACCUUAAGAGACGGCACCUUUGUCGCGCUCCUGAAGGACGACAUCACGACAAAGAGAUGUCUGACGGGUCUUUUGAUGAAUUUGGAAGAAAACGGAGCCUAACUAACUCUGAUGCUGGACCGUCCCAAUUGCAUAUGCCACUUGCCCACACAUUCACGCACUCACUAUAGUAGCAUACCCCCUUCCCCCACCCGCGCUUAUCUCUAUCCAUCUAUUACUUUCUCUGUCUCAACCUCCCCGCCGCCGGGGGGUUUGUCCCCCUCCCUUCCCGGCAGCGGCAGACUGUUAUGAUCAGAAACGCACUCACUCGUGUGUCCAUGUACAGCUUUUCCCACGAUGCACAUGAAAAAUAAGAAACAAAGAAACUGAG
Molecule: messenger RNA, 1457 nt
Organism: Polychytrium aggregatum
Lineage: Eukaryota; Fungi; Chytridiomycota; Chytridiomycetes; Polychytriales
Product: cell differentiation family, Rcd1-like-domain-containing protein
Exons: 5
Coding region: 110-1189 (359 amino acids)
Biological process (GO): mRNA catabolic process; negative regulation of translation
Cellular component (GO): CCR4-NOT core complex; CCR4-NOT complex; P-body
Source: RefSeq, a predicted model, not a curated record